AUAAUGGAUAGCAUGAGAUUCCUAGCUAAAGAUCCCGAGAGAAGAAGUAAAUGGAUUGCUUCCAUAAAACGUGCUAGAAGCAGACGGAACCAAACCGAGCCAUGGGAGCCCACAAACAAUGGAUUUCGGUUAUGCUGUGACCACUUCAUAUCAGAGAAAAAGAGUGACAACCCUCUGUCACCUGACUACGUUCCUUCAAUCUUCAAUCAUGUUCCAUCCCAGGAGAAGAGAAAAAGAAGAAUGAGAUCCAUGACUUUGCUACCCAGUAAUGAUACAUUGGAUGAGGCUCUCACCAUCGAGCCUGAUUUGAUAUCUGUCUUAAAAAACAUCACCAGCCGGCUUGACAGUGGAGUGCCUCCACGGUCCAACAGUGUGAAUGUCAUGAGGGAGUCUGUACUGGAGAGUGCCUUCAGAGCAUUCAGGAGGCCAAGGUUUUCUCCAGAUCAUCGCCUCAAUGUUGUGUUUGUUGACGUUGAUGGCACCACAGAGGGGGCUGUAGAUGACGGCGGCCCUAGCAGAGAAUUCCUCCGCCUGCUGGUCAUGGCAAUCAAAGACAGCAUGUACUUCACUGGACCAGAGGACAAGAAAAACGUGUCUUUGAUAUCCCGUGCUUUGGAUUCUGGAGAGUACAAAUAUAUUGGAGAAAUGCUCGCUUUUGCCAUUGUCCACGGAGGCAUCAGGCCGUCCUUUUUUUCAGAGCGCCUCUACUGCAUGCUUGCCCAUUGUCCAACUCCACCAAUUAAGAUUGAGGAGGUGGAUGACAUGGAAAUUCGGGAGAAGUUGCAAAGGAUAAAUGAUGCAGAAACACUUCUGGAUGCUCGUGAGGCACUCCUAGAGGCAUCAGGCAUUUUUUCUCUGCUUGGGUGCCCUGGCUUCCUUCACACUCUAGACCAAAGACAAGCCCUUGUGGAGGAAGCGGCAAGGACCUACAUUGAGGGCCGAACCCACAAGGCUGUGGAACAGUUGGAAGCGGGACUUCAGCAGUUUGGAAUUGCUGAGGCAAUAGCAAAGCAUCCGGAGGUAAUGAAACCUCUUUUUGUUGGAGGCCCCAAAGGUGUUGAUAUGGAAGACCUUCAGAACCUCUUCACCGUAACUUUUUCUGAGCCAGGGAGCAACAGGCGCAGACAUGAGAACCAGGCUUUCAUGUUCUGGAAAGACUGGCUCCUGGAGGUGGAUGAGGGAACUAGACCUGUGACCCUGCAACAAAUAUUAACAUUUGCCUCAGGGGUAGACACCAUUCCACUGCUUGGGUUUCCCUACCCACCACAGCUGGAAUUCUUGCAUGGCGACAAUGACAGUAGGAGAGUGUUCCCAGAGGCUAACACUUGUCAAGUUGUCUUAAGGCUGCCUCUGCACACCUCUUAUGACAACUUUAUCCAUUUCAUGGAGUCUGGGAUACUGCAGUCCCCGACUUUUGGAGUAAUCUAGUCAAUAUAUAUACAUAUACACGAUGUACCACUUCCGAGUUUGUGCUGCCGGAUUUCAUUUUUUUAUUUUUUUUUUCUCCCCUUUUUGGAUGCCUUCCGUU
Messenger RNA from Perca flavescens (yellow perch), 1528 nucleotides. RefSeq names its product G2/M phase-specific E3 ubiquitin-protein ligase-like. Bases 4 to 1428 code for a protein of 474 amino acids. The transcript has 8 exons. Lineage: Eukaryota; Metazoa; Chordata; Actinopteri; Perciformes; Percidae. Gene Ontology annotation, molecular function: ubiquitin protein ligase activity. The record is from RefSeq and is a predicted model, not a curated record. Gene Ontology annotation, biological process: protein polyubiquitination.